UUGUGGUACACUAACUAUUUCUGUACUUCAUAUGCUACCAGCAACUGAUAUUUGUAGUAAAUGCUCUUAUGAAUUUAAGCUGUUGUCUUUAUAUGUUUAUGUUUGCUGCCCAGAAAUUUCUUAGGAAUCCGGACAGAUAUAUACGGCUUGGUGCUCGUCCUCCUCGAGGAGUUCUCCUGGUGGGUCUUUCUGGGACAGGUAAGACUCUUCUAGCAAAAGCAGUGGCCGGUGAAGUAGAAGUUCCAUUCAUAAGUUGUUCGGCCAGUGAGUUUGUGGAGUUGUAUGUUGGCAUGGGUGCAUCUUGAGUUAGAGAUCUCUUUGUACGAGCAAAGAAGGAAGCACCAUCUAU
Messenger RNA from Hibiscus syriacus, 349 nucleotides. RefSeq names its product ATP-dependent zinc metalloprotease FTSH 7, chloroplastic-like. Gene Ontology annotation, biological process: proteolysis. Gene Ontology annotation, cellular component: chloroplast thylakoid. The transcript has 2 exons. The record is from RefSeq and is a predicted model, not a curated record. Lineage: Eukaryota; Viridiplantae; Streptophyta; Magnoliopsida; Malvales; Malvaceae. Gene Ontology annotation, molecular function: ATP binding; ATP-dependent peptidase activity; ATP hydrolysis activity. Bases 69 to 305 code for a protein of 78 amino acids.